UCAAGAGAGUCGUUUUCUUUCCUCUCCCCACUUUUUUAGCGUUUCUUAGAUCUCUCUCUCUCUCUCUCUCACCAUUGUCUUCUUCUUCUUCAACGGCGCUUUCGGAUUUUGUUUUUCCUCAGAUUUUGCAGCAGAAGUCAUCGAUUUGAUCCCGUCUUUCGUUUGUUGAUAGUGGAUCUCACUUAGCAAUGAAGUCAGGAGGAUCAUCUACAUUGAAUCCUUACGCAGCAGCUUACGUACCACUCUCGAAAAGAGAGGGUUCUUUGGCUGAUACAAAGCCUGCCACACAUCAUCACGUGCAGCAGCAGCAGCAACAUCAUUAUGUAGCUCAUGGUUAUGGAGUCCAAGGAAUGGGAAGUUAUCCUGGUUCUCAAAUGUCGCCUAAGAAGUCCUCUGACAUGGUAUACAAUCAUCAGUUGAAAGAUGAGGAUUUGGAGAUGGAUAUGGAUAUUGAGUACCUUUUAGUAACAUUCGCUGGUCUUUCACAUGAGUCUAUCAAUGAUGUUUACUUGGCUAACAGUUGUGAUCUUGAUGCAACUAUCGAAAUGCUGAACCAGCUCGAGAUUUACAGUACUGAAGCUCAGGAAUACCUCCCAGACACACUGGACAUUGGCGAUGUACCUGAGACCAUCACCGAGCCUUCAACCUCAACAGUUUCGAAACCAAAGAAUGAAGCGAAUGCAUCAUCAUCAUCAUCAUCCUCGGGUAUCCACAACGCACCUGUAUCCUCCUCCUGAUUUGAUGAGUCCUUAAAAAAUGUGAAGUUUUUUUUUCUUAAGUUUCUUGCAAAUGGAUGAUAUCAAGUUUAUGAUAUUCUUAGGAGAUCUCUUUCUAUAUUUUCCCCACUUUGUCUCUGGGAAAAGAGAGUACAAUGUAUAGUUUUUAAAAAAAUUCAGUUUGAGAAUUGGGAUUUUUCU
Arabidopsis lyrata subsp. lyrata is the source of this 917-nucleotide messenger RNA. RefSeq names its product polyadenylate-binding protein-interacting protein 6. The transcript has 3 exons. Bases 189 to 737 code for a protein of 182 amino acids. The record is from RefSeq and is a predicted model, not a curated record. NCBI's taxonomy places the organism in Eukaryota, Viridiplantae, Streptophyta, Magnoliopsida, Brassicales, Brassicaceae.